AUGAUUGUCCGAGUAGAUAGCCAUGAUCUCCCUAUCCAAGAGUACAAGUUCGGGGAUGGUGUCGUGGCCUGGGCGAACCCUGGGAUUGAGACUUUUAAUGUUGGUGGAGUGCUUUAUUCUGAUAUUGGGUUUGGCCAGCUCCACAACUAUGAUCUUCUGAAUAGUGGGCAGAAUUUCCCUUUUGGCGAAGCAAGUGGUGUGAUCGGUUUCGAUAUAAACCUGUUCCAAGAUUCUGGACAACCUAGUUUUAUGUCUGCGAUCAGGGAUCAGGUGACAGAAUGGAAAUGUUCCAUUGACUUGUUCCGUGAAUGGCACAAUGGCACAUGGACUUUAGGACUCCCGAAUAAUUUCGGUAAUGUCGCUGAUAUCGCGUGGGUGACACGGAAUUAUAAUCAGCCCACAUGGAGUAUUAAUAUUACUGCAAUAUCAGCCGGCGAGAUGAAGACACCUCCAAUUCCGACGUGGUCUGCAACGGUUUCUACUCAAGAACAGUCUCUCGUUUGGCCGCAGAAGCUUUUAGACUGGUACUUUACAGGAAUCGACGCUAUUUGGUCUGCAGCGGACAAUACAUAUCGUUAUCCAUGCAAUACAACCCUGCCUGACUUCACCUUCGGCCUUGGUAACGGCACAUUCACGAUUCCAGGUACUUAUAUGCCAUAUCAGCGCGAUAGUACCAGUAAUACAUGUAUUACAAUAGUCACAGGAGACAAUUCCACAGACUCUAGCCAUGAAUACAUAUUCGGUUCUUGGUGGUCGCAACUGGGGGUAUUGAUCCUUGAGUACGAGAAUUCUCUGGUAGGAUUUAUGAAUAAAUCGUCGCCUCUGCCAAUUUUUGACAUUUCGUCGCUUGAAACGUCACUAUAAAAUGCUCUUCGACAAUUAUCACACCGUCUCUUAGUUCAUUUUGAACAAUUUGGUUG
Talaromyces stipitatus ATCC 10500 is the source of this 920-nucleotide messenger RNA. RefSeq lists its product as uncharacterized. Gene Ontology annotation, molecular function: aspartic-type endopeptidase activity. NCBI's taxonomy places the organism in Eukaryota, Fungi, Ascomycota, Eurotiomycetes, Eurotiales, Trichocomaceae. The record is from RefSeq and is a predicted model, not a curated record. The coding region runs from base 1 to 864 and encodes 287 amino acids. Gene Ontology annotation, biological process: proteolysis. The transcript is spliced from 2 exons.